GACCCUACUCCCAUUGAUCCUCUACAAACAAAGAAAGUUCGCAAGGGCCCUCCUGGUCUGCCUUCAUCUGUGUAUGCCCCGUCUCCCAACACAGAAGACUUCAACAGAGAUUCUCCCUCCUACUCAUCUCCCAAACCCCCCAGCAGUAUGUUUGCAAGCACUUUCUUUGAUGGGACCCACAACUCUUCUGAUCCGUGGAAUUCCUCCAAUGGGAUCAACCAGCCUAGUUAUGGAGGAAUGCUGGGAGGAUCUUCAUCUCACAUGCCGCAGUCAGGAAAUUACGUCAACAUGCACUCACAUGACCGCCUGAAUUACCCUCCACACUCUGUGUCGCCGACAGACAUCCAUGCCAGUCUUCCUCCAAUGUCCAGCUUCCACCGCAGCAACGCCAGCACUUCACCAUUCGUUAACCCAACACACACCSCGCCUGUCAACACCACCGACGGGGYCAUGGUUGCUSCAAAUCGGGGGAACGCCWCUGGAAGCCAGCAGACUGGAGAUGCMCUGGGCAAAGCCUUGGCUUCRACAUACACUUGUGAUCACACUUCUUCCACUUUUCCCCACACCCCAUCCACCCCUGUAGGAUCCUCCGAUCCUCUCACAGGUACCAACCAAUGGUCCCGUGGUGCAGCCGGGCAGAGCUCCUCCUCCCCCAACUAUGAGAACUCCCUGCACUCACUGAAAACUCGAGUCCAUCAGCAGCUUCAUGAGCAUCUCCAGGAUGCCAUGUCAUUCUUAAAGGAUGUAUGCGAGUCUCGGAUGGAGGAUCGCCUGGACAGACUGGAUGAUGCCAUCCUCGUCCUGCGGAACCAUGCCGUGGGCUCCACCACCAGUCUGCCCAGCGACAUACACAGCCUGCUGGGACAGAACGGGCCAAUAGCAGCCCUCGGAGCAAACUUCCCUGCCGCCGGAUUGGUGGCUAGUCGGACAGCAGCAAUGGGUGGUUCUCACCGGGAUGAGGCUGGCAGUUUAAUCAACAGUCACGGAGGGCCGCCGAGCGUGGGCUCCAUGUCCAACAUGUCCAGCAUGUCCACCGCUGAACUCAACCACCAAGUGGAAACCUUCAGAGGUCUGGCUGCAGGUCUGGCUGGUCAGGUGGCUGCAGCCCUGGAGCUGAAGGUAGAGAACCAGGACAGAGACGACAUGCAUGAUGGCCACUCCUCCGACGACCUCGGCUCCGGAGACGAAAGCGACAAGAGRGACAUCAAGACUCCCAGAGGAGGCACWCGGACAAGCAGCAUCAAUGAGGAUGAUGACAACCUGAACCCAGAGCAGAAGGCUGAGCGGGAGCGCGAGAGGAGGAUGGCCAACAAUGCCCGCGAACGCCUGAGGGUGCGAGACAUCAACGAGGCUUUCAAGGAGCUGGGCCGCAUGGUUCAGCUGCACCUGAAGAGCGAGAAGCCCCAGACCAAGCUGCUCAUCCUGCACCAGGCCGUGGCAGUCAUACUGAGCCUGGAGCAACAAGUCAGAGAGCGGAAUCUGAACCCCAAAGCAGCAUGCCUUAAGAGGAGGGAAGAGGAGAAGGUGUCUGGCCAUGGGAUCUCUGGGGACCAGCAGGCCCACCAUGGGGUCCACCCCGGCCUCACCGACACAUCCAACCCCAUGGGCCGACUCUGAGGAGCACACAGAUCAAAAUGAUCCAGAUCAAUUCUGUAAGAUAGAGAUGGUGCCCUUGCUUCCCAAUGGCAGACAGGACUCAGUUUGUGACACAAAUUGGAGGCGACAGACCACUUGAAGCUAAACUCCAGACUAACGCAAUCCUUAGAUUGAAGAAAAGCCCAGUGUCCAGGUCCCURUAAUGACAUCCAACACAUUUCUGCCCACCAGAAAACUUCAGCACAUAUCACUGUCUGCAAGCAGCGUGUCGCAUCUGAACAAUCAGAGACUGUCGCGAUCUCCUCCACCCUCCCAUGUGGAAGUUUGCCUUGUGCCUAAACUGAAUUGACGAAUGCAUUGUAAUAGCAAUUAUGUUGGGUUUUUUGUAUUAUUUUUUUGUAUUUAUUAUGUUACUGAGCUGUAAAGUCUAUGUCUAAAGGGAAAGUUAUGAAUAUGCUUUAAGAAGCCUGUGGCUUUUCAGUUGAUCUACAGUUUGCCAGUGUCACUAGUAUGGCCCAGCCCUAGCCAGUCUCGGGCUAGCCUGAGCUAAGAUUAAGAUACUCAGGCUCCUGAGAAAGAUACAAAUUAAUAUAUUCAGAAAUUUAAAGUGAUCUUUAGGGCCCAACUAAAAAUCAAUUAGCGGUAUUGAGUACUAAAAGACUUAAGCAUCCCAUUUAUAAAAAAUAACAUAUAUUAUUUAUAUUUAUAUUUUAUUCAUGCCGCAAUGAACAGCAUGUUUAAACCAAAACGACCUGCUCAUCUGUCCGUUUGGUAUAGCUCAGUCUUCAUGUUACUGACAUAAUUAGAGGAAGAGGACUAGACAUGAGUGGUGGGUAUGAGCCCAUUUAAAUAGUGUUCCAUACAUACACUAGCCUGAACACUAUAAACUCUGUGUCACAGGUGACAGAAGAAUGGCAAACUCUAGUUUUCCUGAAAGGUCAACUACAGACUUAUAAGGUGUUUAUUCUCAGUAGUGAGCAGUUCAAAUACAGAAAGCAAACCAUUUACAAACCUUAGCAUUCCCUGCAUAUUUCUUAGUGUC
Messenger RNA from Salvelinus sp. IW2-2015, 2638 nucleotides. The record is from RefSeq and is a predicted model, not a curated record. NCBI's taxonomy places the organism in Eukaryota, Metazoa, Chordata, Actinopteri, Salmoniformes, Salmonidae.